AUGUUUCCUACUUGUGUUGAUUGUGUAUUGAAAACACUGGAACUGCAGCUGGCCGAUCCAUGCUUAACUCUUCCAAGGAAACAUCCAAUCCAAAAUCUUCAGAUGGAGUUAAGGUUCCUGAAGUGCUAUUUCUGGUGCUUUUCAACGCUUGCAGGUGCGGAUUUGAACUUUCCCAUGAACAAUGUUUGGGCCGGAAUUGAUUUUAGUCUUUCUAUAAACUACAAGAGAUAUUAUACACAUUUCGAUAGUGCUGUGUCCACAGCACUAGCAAAAGUUCAGCUUUAUAAGCCAAAGAUCAGAAAAUCCUGUAUUGCUUUUUUAGAACGCUCAUCUGUAUUAAUCCAGCCUCGCAAGAUUUAUGAUAUGGUUGAAUUCCUAGACUGCAUCAUCGAGAAUCUGGAGUAUCUUGUCAGCUCAAAAUACAACAUGAAUCUUCGGGUGAAGGAGCAGAUGGGAAUGGGAUCCUCGGAAGAGAAGCUCAGGUUGUUGAGAUCACUUCUUGUUCUCGCGGAGAUAAGGUGCAGUAGGCAUGAAAUUUUGAUUGAUCAUCUCUUGGUUCACAAUCAAGCUUGGAUUAAUAGCAUUGCUUGCCAAUCACUUUUGCUGUGGAUAGAUCCUAUGGAUCAGAACAAUCAGAAGGUGAUAGAAAUGCAUCUCCAACAUACUUAUAGUUCUGUGACAGCUAAAGUCGUUGGUAGCUACAUCGAUAUAUUCUUACGAAUUCUACCAGCUUCCAUUAGAGAUUAUAAUUACAGAGAAAUUCUUGAUGAGGGGCUUAUAUUCUUGAUUGCUCUUGUGAUGGAAUCACCAAAGAAAGGGGUUCUGAUACCAACAGGUGUCUCUGUCGAUGAGGUUAGAUUUCUCAUGCACUCAUUCCUUUCAGGGAGGAGGAAAGAGCACAUUGCAAAAGAUAGGGAUGUUUUUCCAGAUUAUGUAGAAGAAUUCUUAUUGGAGAUCAAUAAAGUCAAAGCAAAGGCAAGGGAGUUUUAUACCCAAGAUAUUCAUAAGUUGAGGUGGUUCAGGUCUCCCUUGACAAAUGGAAUUGGAUUUAUUGAUUCUCUGUUGGAAAAACUGAAGGAAACAUUGGAGGGCAAGGCAAAAGUGCUUUCCUUUGGAAGACAUCAAGUUGGAGUAAUCCAAGAGGAGCUGAAAUCCGUCAGGCCAGAUCUCGACAAUAUAUUGGAGCUGAAAAAUGACUCUGAGGAACUCAGUGCUCUUUGGACACAAAUUGUCAAUGUGGCAUACCGGGCAGAACAUGUUAUUGACUCUUGCUUGAUUGGAGAUGGUCAAAUUUCCUACCAUGUUAUAUGUCUUUCUGAUAUCAUAGAAGAAAUUAAGCUCAUUAAAAAUGAGUUUAGGAAAAUCAGAAGGAAGGAAGUCUACAUCAGAAAAAUCAGUGGCAACAAGGACUCAAGUAGGACGCUUCCAGCUCGAGCUAAUACUUCAAAACUUGAUGAAAUUGUGGUGGGGUUUAAAGAUGUAGCAGAAACAAUAAUGGAUAAACUCAGGGGAGGAUCAGCACGGCGUGACAUUGUUACAAUUGUGGGCAUGGCAGGACAAGGUAAGACAACUUUGGCUAAGACAAUUUAUAAUGAUCCUUUAAUUCAGUAUGAUUUUCACAUAAGUGCCUGGUGCUGCAUCUCUCAAGUAUAUAAAAAGAGAAAGUUACUGCUUGACAUUUUAAGUCAUAUUGUCACACGUGAUACAAUAAUUACAAUGAGUGAUGAAGACCUAGGUGAACGGCUUUGGAAAUGUUUGAAGGGACAUAAGUACCUCAUUGUUAUAGAUGAUAUUUGGGAUAGCAAGGCCUGGUAUGACAUAGAAAGAUUCUUCCCAGAUGACAACAAUGGAAGUCGAAUUAUGUUUACGUCUCGAAUCCACGAUGUGGCUUUGCAAGUUAAGGCCAACUCGAAACCACAUCAUCUUCGUCCACUAUCUAAUGACGAAAGUUGGGAGUUACUUGAAAAGAAGCUGCUAGAAAAAGGUGAUUGUCCAUCACAUUUGUCCGAGGUUGGUGAGCACAUUGUGAAACUGUGUAAAGCGCUACCUCUGGCAAUUGUUGUUAUUGCAGGUUCAAGACUUGCAAGUGAAGGGUACAUGGACAUAUUAGAGCUAAGCUACAUGCAUUUACCGGAUCAUCUGAAAACAUGUUUUCUUUACUUUGGAGCACUUCCAGAAGAUAAAGUAAUUAGCGCUCAAAAGUUGAUCAAACUAUGGAUUGCAGAAGGAUUUGUACGAAGAACUGGGAUAAAGAGAUUGGAAGAUGUGGCCAAGGAGUACUUUAUGGAUUUAGUCAGGAGAAGUCUAGUAAUUGUUACAGGAAGAAGUUCCACAGGCGGAAUCAAAACAUGUUACAUUCAUGAUCUUUUCCGUGAUUUGUGCUUAGCAAAAGCAAAAGAAGAAUACUUUUUUCAGUUGGUCAGCAUCUCUGGUGGACAUGAUCUUCCUCAUUUUUUACUAAAUCCCGUUAAUUAUGACCAAUAUCGGUUAAUGGUUUAUGGCGAUUGGGAUCAUUUUGUCAAGUCCAGACCUCAUGGCCUUCGCAUCCACUCUCUUCUAUUCUUCGCUGCAAAUUCUUUGAAUCUAUUCCCUUGUUCUAAUGCCUCUAUAUCUUUUGACAGAUUCAAGCAUCUUAAGGUGGGCAUGUUUAAAAAUGUCCCUUCAUCAAUAGUGAACCUCAAGACCCUUGAAACUCUUGUAAUCAAAUCUGUGACAUCGAUUGUGUUCCCAGCUAUCAUUUGGAAGAUGAAAAGUUUGAGGAAUGUGGAUGUCAAAACUGACUUUGUUUUUGCUGAGGAUUAUGACAGUUUUGAUUCAUUAUCAAACCUGGAAGUUCUGUCAACAAUUAGGAUUUCUCAUCCACAAGUUACAAUGAAGCUAUUUGGAAGGUUACCAGCACUUCGAAAACUCAGCUGCAUAUUCGUAAAAUCACAGUCAGGCGUCAGCUGCCCUUUUGAGUAUCGAUCAUUGUUCGACUCCUUGAGAAGGCUAGAGUCCUUGAAAAUAAUUCAAUGGGAAGCUUCAUGUCUCGAGUUUGAUCAAUUCCGAGCAUUUGGAAUUCCAAGAACUCUCAAAAAGCUGACUUUGUCAAGGCUUGGCCUGCCCUGGUGGGCAAUUUCAGCAAUUGGACAACUAUCCAAUCUUGAGGUUCUCAAAUUAAGAGAACAUGCUUUUGCAGGUCCAAAAUGGGACGUAGAAGAUGUACAAUUUCCAAACCUCAAACACUUAGAACUGUACAAUUUGAACAUUGAAAAGUGGAUUAAUGUCUCAACUGAGUCCUUCUGA
Coffea arabica (coffee) is the source of this 3285-nucleotide messenger RNA. RefSeq names its product putative late blight resistance protein homolog R1B-17. The record is from RefSeq and is a predicted model, not a curated record. Gene Ontology annotation, molecular function: ADP binding. Gene Ontology annotation, biological process: defense response to other organism. NCBI's taxonomy places the organism in Eukaryota, Viridiplantae, Streptophyta, Magnoliopsida, Gentianales, Rubiaceae.